Molecule: messenger RNA, 887 nt
Organism: Danio rerio (zebrafish)
Lineage: Eukaryota; Metazoa; Chordata; Actinopteri; Cypriniformes; Danionidae
Gene: pop5
Product: POP5 homolog, ribonuclease P/MRP subunit
Biological process (GO): tRNA 5'-leader removal; tRNA processing
Cellular component (GO): nucleolar ribonuclease P complex; nucleolus; ribonuclease P complex
Molecular function (GO): ribonuclease P RNA binding
Source: RefSeq, marked provisional
GUUUACAAAGAUAUUUAACCACAUGUUGAGAAUAUGGUCAGAUUCAAGUCAAGGUAUUUGCUGUGCGAGCUGUGUGUCUCUGAACCCAGCAGUCUUCAUCUUUUCGAGGAUAAAGUCGUGUAUCAGGCACUCAGAGGGGCUGUGAACCGAGCUCACGGCGACUACGGAGCGGCGAUUUUUAAUAUAACGUUAGGCGUAUUAGUGAAAUAUCUGAAUGCCCACACUGGGGUGGUGCUGAUCCGCUGCAGGAAAGCGCAUUAUCGGCUUGUGUGGUCCUCUCUUCCCUUCAUUACUUUCCUGGAGAACAGAGGACAGAAAGUGCGGUGCUUCUUCAACUGCAUUCAUGUCGGAGGAACCAUUAGAACGAGUCAGAAGUUUCUUAUUAAGUACAACAGACAACAGCUCCAACGAAUGCUCCUAGAUUGCAAGACAGAUGCUGAAAAACAAGAUGUCAGGAAAGCCAUCCUGAGCUGUUCUCUGAAUCUGAUCAAAGGAGAGGAAACUGAUGGAAGUGAUGAUGAUGGUGAUGAAGAAGACACCUAAAAUUCCCCAUAUAAAAAAGCACAUACGGGAUGUGUACUUCAUUAAGGCAAGAUGCAACCAUGCAGUGGUUUGGAUGACAUGGUGAUGUUGUUUAUACAUAAUGCAGUUGAAUAGUGAAUUGUUAUGUGGUUCCCGAACUGUAAUAAUAAUUGAUUUGAUGCUUUUUUAUUUUAUACAUCAAUUAUGAAUGUGGUUUAUGUUUACAGGACUGUUUAGUUGUAUGAAUGCCAUGUGCAGUGAUUUUUUUUUCACCUCAGAAAGCUGAAACAACUUCUGGUGCUUCUUGCUGUUCACUAUAGAUUUGUAAGCAUUUGUUUCAAAUAAAGUAAAUAUGAAUAACUCAA